AUGAAUUUUCGAGCCUUAACCUUUUACACUGCCCUGGCAGUCACCCUAUCCAUCUUGCUAUACCUUCGCAACUCCUACUGGCUUGUUCCGCCUUCAAUAUCAAACUCCGCAAGACCGCGAAUGUACUGGUUCGCCUUUGGUGAUUCCUACUCCGCGACAGGUUUCGAUAUCGGCUCUACGCAACCUUCGGCAUCAAACCCGACGGGAAAUGCUGCUCCCGGUCUGGGCACGCAAAGCGGCGGCGAUAACUGGAUCGGAUACCUGACUACAGAGUACAACACGAGUUUAAUUCUAUCAUACAACCUAGCCAUCGCUGGCGCAACAAUUGAUAAUUCACUAGCCACUUGGGAAUUCGAUGAUGUGGCUUCCCAAGUAGCCGCAUUCCGAUCAAAUUAUGCCUCGAGACCAGAAUCUGCACCUUGGACGGCGAACAAUGCCCUUGCCUCGUUCUGGGUUGGAAUUAACGACGUUUACUAUGGCUUCGCGCAUGAUGAAGACCCUUCUACCUUCGUCCCUACAUUGCUAGACAAAUACCGAUCGCUCGUCGAGGAUAUUUAUUCUGACGGCGUGCGACAGUUCCUUUUUCUAAAUUGUCCGCCAUCAACUCGCAGUCCGCAGGUACAUGAAGAAAACGAUUUACCAGAACAAUUUGAUCGUCAUGCCGCGAUGGUGUCGGCGUACAAUGACGGUCUGGUAGAUAUGGCGUUUCAGUUCAGCCAGGAUCAUGACGAUUCAACCGUCGUCUUUUAUGACUCGUGGGCUUUUAUGACACGUGUUCUUGACAAUCCUGCUGAAUAUGGUUAUCAAGAUGCCACGUGCAUAAAUGACGAUGGGUCUAGUUGUGUGUGGUGGAAUAACUUGCAUCCCGGCUGGACGUAUCACAGAUCCCAAGCUGACGAUAUGCUGGCCAGUCUUACGCCUCUCGGGUGGUGA
This is a messenger RNA of Talaromyces rugulosus, 933 nucleotides long. RefSeq lists its product as uncharacterized. The transcript has 5 exons. NCBI's taxonomy places the organism in Eukaryota, Fungi, Ascomycota, Eurotiomycetes, Eurotiales, Trichocomaceae. The record is from RefSeq and is a predicted model, not a curated record. Gene Ontology annotation, molecular function: hydrolase activity, acting on ester bonds. Bases 1 to 933 code for a protein of 310 amino acids.